Molecule: messenger RNA, 4677 nt
Organism: Mus pahari (shrew mouse)
Lineage: Eukaryota; Metazoa; Chordata; Mammalia; Rodentia; Muridae
Gene: Acadsb
Product: acyl-CoA dehydrogenase short/branched chain
Exons: 11
Coding region: 106-1404 (432 amino acids)
Cellular component (GO): mitochondrion
Molecular function (GO): flavin adenine dinucleotide binding; acyl-CoA dehydrogenase activity
Source: RefSeq, a predicted model, not a curated record
UGUUCGGAGAGGGCAGGGCCUGAGCUUGCCAGGCCGUGGGUAUCUUGCGCAAGGGGUUUGCAGAAAGCCUUGCGAGCUAAACAGGGCCACCCUGCCGAAGCGAGGAUGGCGGUCUCUGCGCUCCAGCUGUGGCGUGCCGGCGGGCUGCUGAGAAGAAACUUCCCAACUUGCUUGUCUUCUUGGAAGAUUCCUCCUCAUGUCCUCAAAUCCUCACAACCGGAAGCUUUACUCAGUGUGACAAAUAAUGCACUAGCCUUUGCACCUCUACAGACAUUUACUGACGAGGAAGUUAUGAUGAAGAAGGCGGUCAAAAAAUUUGCACAGGAACACAUUGCUCCUCUGGUUUCCCCUAUGGACGAAAAUUCAAAAAUGGAGAAAUCAGUGAUCCAAGGAUUGUUUCAACAAGGGCUGAUGGGCAUUGAAGUUGAAGCAAAAUAUGGAGGAACAGAAGCGUCCUUUUUCUGCUCUGUCCUAGUGAUAGAGGAACUAGCUAAGGUGGAUGCCUCUGUGGCGCUCCUGUGUGACAUCCAGAACACAAUAAUUAACAACCUGUUUAGAAAACACGCGUCAGAAGAACAGAAGGCCACCUAUUUGCCAAAGCUGGUUACAGAAAAAUUAGGGAGCUUUUGCCUCUCUGAGGCUGGCGCCGGUAGCGACUCCUUCGCUAUGAAAACAAGAGCUGAUAAAAGUGGAAAUUACUAUGUCAUCAAUGGGUCGAAGAUGUGGAUCAGCAAUGCCGAGCAUGCAGAGCUCUUUCUGGUCUUUGCCAAUGUGGACCCCAGCUCUGGCUACAGAGGCAUCACCUGCUUCUUAGUAGACCGAGAUACAGAAGGUUUUCAGAUAGGGAAACGAGAAAAUAAAAUGGGCAUCAGAGCUUCAUCCACCUGUCAGUUAACAUUUGACAAUGUCAAGGUUCCAGAAAGUAAUAUUUUGGGAAAAAUUGGGCAUGGUUAUAAGUAUGCCAUAGGAAGUCUUAAUGAAGGUAGAAUCGGGAUUGCUGCACAGAUGCUAGGACUGGCCCAAGGAUGUUUUGACUACACUAUUCCAUAUGUUAAAGAAAGGAUGCAGUUUGGCAAACGAAUAUUUGAUUUUCAGGGUCUCCAACACCAAGUGGCUCAGGUGGCCACCCAGUUGGAAGCCACACGGUUGCUAACAUACAACGCUGCUAGGCUCGUAGAAGCCGGAAGGCCAUUUAUAAAAGAAGCAUCUAUGGCCAAAUAUUAUGCAUCCGAGGUCGCUGGGCUAACAACAAGCAAGUGCAUCGAGUGGAUGGGAGGGGUUGGCUACACCAAAGAUUACCCUGUGGAGAAAUUCUUCCGUGAUGCUAAGAUUGGUACAAUAUAUGAAGGAGCUUCCAACAUCCAGCUGAACACCAUUGCAAAGCACAUAGAUGCAGAGUACUGAUGGCUGUGGGAUGGGCCCCCUCUGGUGUCACUGACAAACCAUUUCUAGCUGCUGUGCCUUAUUAAGCAGUGUCUAGAGCAGUGCAGUGUUUCCUUUGAAUCCCCUUGUCCUGGUCUCAGGCCUGGAUUUUGUUCCUGUCUCUUUCCAAUAUAAUCUAAAACUAUUUCUAAGCUUCUGAACACAUAUUUCUCAUCCUAAUUUCAGAAUAUACAAAAGUUUCACUAUACCAGCAUUUGGAAAGAAGAAACCAUUUGAGGUAUUGGUAUUGCUGACAGAAAUAGUCACUUUAUAUUCCUACUAAAUCUUUGUACUGUGGUAUGAGCCAUAGGAACGUUUGUUACACUUGGCAAUUUUUAUUCAAUACUUUAUAGAUUCAGUGGUAAGUUGCUAAACAAGGUAGAAACUGAUAAAAUUUAUUUGAAAAAAAUCUAGAACUCUUAGUUCUAAAUAUCAAAGAAAUCGUAGAAAAUAAAAAAUGUAGCUUAUAGGCCAUAUAAUUGACAAUAACAAAAAGUCCCAAAUAUUAUUUUAACCAACAAAAGCAGUAUGUUUGGCUGCUAUAAUUGAACUAUAUGAAAGAUGUAUUAUGUGGUGGCUUUUAGCAGCUCAUUUAAAAAACAUGUCCCUGUAUUAGUUUUCAACUAUAAAGUUUAAGUAAUUUGGCCUAAUCAUCUGAAAAUAAUUUAUUAGAUCAUGCACUGUUUUUCAGUAGUAUGAUUUAUUUCUGUAUUUUAAUUGAGUAUUUUCCCUCAAACUUGGUUAUUGGACUUUAUCCUAAAUAGUAAUUAAUUGAGAAAUUCAAUUUUGGUUUUCAAAAUUGAUUCUUAAGAGAAAUAUACCCCCAUAAGAAAAUAAUAUCACAAUCUCAUAAGGAUGUGGAAUGGAGACUUGGUAGUCUGAAAAGGCACAUUCAGUAUAAAUAUAUGUAGUCAUUUAUAUAGUAUAUUAAAUAAUUUUAUAUUUGUGAAGACAAAGAUCUAUGUUUUACAAUGUAAAUGAAAAACAGGCAAUGCCUAAUCAGAUAUCCAGCUGGUGAAGCCAUUGAUCAGUGUUAGGGAUUUACAGUCGAGAGAAGACCCUCUAGUUGCAGACCCUGAGUCCUCUGGAGAGAGAAGUAAACAGUAGAUAAAUGAGUUUCACAUUUCCAGAGGAAACAUCACAAGUUAGAUGUGAAAAAUGCACCAAGGCUCAUGCAGUUACUGGAAACAAUCAUUACUUCUAGAUAGAAAGUAUUUUGGUGCUUUUGCAAAAGGAUAAUGUUUAUUAAGAAAACUUGACAUUUUCUAGGUAAUUUUGCUUUGCACAGUUAUGUUUAUUGAGCUAAAUUAAUUUCCACAAUGCAAAUCAUAGUUAAAUAUGCAAGGUUGUAUAAAUACAGUUGAGAUAGGAAUUACAUUAAAACAGUAGGGAGAAAUAAAAUACAUUUAGACCUUGAAUCCAAAGAGAUAAGGUCUACUUGACUUUCAAAUGGGGGAAAUGUGAAAGCCCCUCACCCCGUCUUUCAGAACAGAUAGAUGAGUGUGAUAAGAAAGGAAGGGGUGGAUGCAGUCCCCUGAUGGGGCAGACAUCUUCCACUCCUGUGAUUAUGUGAAAGAGGUGGGCUUACAGAUGAUGCAGUGGGAGUCAGUAUGAGUAAAUAGCCUGCCCUCCUUUCCUAGAGUUAGAAACCCAGGAAAGGAUGAUAAUUGCCGUGGUCUAACUCAGCAUCAGCACAGACUGUCCAUUACCUACUUGGACUUUAAAUGUGUCCACACUCUCUAACUCUCUGUGUGUAUUUUGCACAUAUUCACAAAGGAUAGUUAACAAGCCUUAGUUACUAGUGUAACUAACAUAUGAACUCGCCUUUUUCUGUCAGUAAGUCCAUGUAUUGUUUUACCAAAGAGGGGUCUACUCAUUUUUCUUCUGAUUCCCACGACUUUGUAAUCUGUCAUGAAACUAUGUGAUGAUAAGGGGUGCAGGAGAUAAAGAACUGACCUGGUGUAUGCAGGUGAAAUUGGUUGCCAAGUUUGUAAUGUUAGAAAGACUAGACAACUGUAAAGGCAGUUCUGUCAAUUUAAAACAAAAGACUCUUAGCCAAAGCUGCUUUCUCAAAUCAUCCCUCCAAGGACAAAGACAAGAAUUUGGAUGGACUGGCUCAAAUUCAGUGUUCUUCCUAUUAUCAAACACAGUUGUUAUUCAACCAAUCUUGGAUUCUGUCCUUGUUUUACUUUAUUGUUGAUUUAUUUCAAGUUUAACUGAUAAAUAAUGAACAUCAUAGUAAUCUUGUAAUUGAUCAGUCACUUGCUAAAUGCUCUUAGGUUAUAGCCCAGAUAUCAGGUCUGAAAAUGGCUCUGUGAGAUCGUUUUGCAUCACUGUCUCACUGUUUUUAAAGAAAUACUUUACAGGAUAUUUAUGCUGAUCUGUCAUAAAGUAAAAAGUUCCCUUUUAACGGUAUGUAUGAGAUUUUGUUCAUUGUUUCAAAAUCAGUNUUCUAUGGGAAAAGAAAAGAUAAAGCACUAAAUUAACUGGAGAUUCUUGCUGCUAGAAUAAAGCACGGUUGCCACACAUAGAGGAAGAGCGAAUGUAGCCUUCUUGAAAGGCGGGAAGGUGGACAACACCUUUGUGCACCUUGCCAAUAGCUCUUUCCUCAGGUAAGCCAGGUUCGUUCAUUUUCAGAGAAUAGGCCUUGUAAUAAAGUUUAAAUUCAUGAUGCUAAAAAUUCACCCUCCCCCACCCCCAGAGGACUCCAUUUGUUCAUGGCAGUGUUGGCAACUCUCAAAUAGCAAGCCACUGCUUUUGAGCAUGUCCUCCCAGCAGAUGCUAUCCCACAGAUGUGUGUGCUUGUGUGUUAAAGAAUUACUUUUUUGUAAAUUUUUAAUAUCCCACUUCUUAAUUCAGCAAUACACCAUGGUACAGAGCCAUAGAAAAUUCCAGCGUGUAUAUCUCCUAUUCCUAUAUCAGUUUAAAUAUCUAGACAUCGGUAAAAAUGUUUUCACUCAAGUGUCUUUUUGGGAUUGUUCCAUCUGAGACAUUGUGGUUUCUGAGCUACCAGUAGAAAAGGAAGUAUCCUCCCUUAUUUAGAGUAUAUCCCUUAUUUAGGGUGUGUCCAUCCUUAUUUAGGGUGUAUCUGCCCUUACUUAGGGUAUGCCCAUGUCAGUGUCCCAUUCCUGUUUUCAUUAGUACAGAUUCACAAAAAUGUUAAGCAGAAAAGUGCCAGUGUAAGUCCUGUACGGGAGGAGUGCUUUAGAUCUAUUAAAACUAUAGCAAGCACUUAACACCUUUACUGCAUCCCAA